Molecule: messenger RNA, 2635 nt
Organism: Epinephelus fuscoguttatus (brown-marbled grouper)
Lineage: Eukaryota; Metazoa; Chordata; Actinopteri; Perciformes; Serranidae
Product: derlin-1-like
Exons: 8
Coding region: 339-1079 (246 amino acids)
Biological process (GO): endoplasmic reticulum unfolded protein response
Cellular component (GO): Hrd1p ubiquitin ligase ERAD-L complex; endoplasmic reticulum membrane
Molecular function (GO): ubiquitin-specific protease binding; misfolded protein binding
Source: RefSeq, a predicted model, not a curated record
UGGCUCAAGCAGUGUUUAGAGAUGAAUCCAUGGGCAGGGUUGGACUAAACAAUUUUGCACUUUUAAGGGGUGAGAGGGGCCCUUAGAGAGCGUCCACUAUGUUUGCUAACAAAACCAAAACUUUUAAUUCCAGGAAGUAGCACAUUAAGUUUUCUUCAGGAAAACGGAAACGGAUGUUCUCUGAUCUCUGAGUGUGAUUAGUCGCGUUGUGUAUAAUUAGGCGGUGGAGCACCUCUGAUAGAAAGGCAGCGAGUGAUUGCAGUUUUUGGGGGAUUAAUCUAUUUUCAAACAGGAGCUCUCGUUUAAUGGUUAUAACUUGGCAGUAAUCACAUAGAAAGAUGUCAGAUAUCGGGGACUGGUUCAGAAGCAUCCCUUUCAUCACCCGGUCCUGGUUUGCUGCCUCGAUUGCUGUUCCCUUUGUUGUAAUACUGGGAUUGGUAGAUUUCAGGAACCUCAUGCUGUUUCCAGAGCUCUUCUUCAACAGAUUUCAGCUCUGGAGACCAGUGACGGCCGCCUUGUCUUUCCCAGGAGUUCUUGGGUAUAUGUACCUGGUCAACCUGUAUUUCCUCUACCACUACUCCACUCGGCUAGAGACAGGGGCGUUUGAUGGCAGGCCUGCAGACUAUAUCUUCAUGCUCCUCUUCAACUGGAUCUGCAUUGUUAUAAUUGGGCUGCUCAUGAACAUGCGGCUGCUGAUGAUCCAACUGAUCAUGUCAGUGAUCUACGUCUGGGCUCAGUUCCACAAAGACACGGUUGUGUCCUUCUGGUUCGGAACACGAUUCAAGGCACAUUAUUUACCUUGGGCCAUCCUGAUCUUCAACUUUAUUGUCAGAGGCUCGUUUGUAAAUGAACUGACGGGGAACCUGGUGGGUCACCUCUACUUCUUCCUCAUGUUCAAAUACCCCAGGGACCUGGGAGGACGCUCCUUCCUCUCCACACCAGAGUUCUUGUAUCGGUUGUUCCCCAACAGGAGGGGAGGGGUGUCAGGUUUUGGAGUCCCUCCCAACAGACCAGCUGCCCAGGAGCAGGGAGGAGGAAGUCACAACUGGGGCCAAGGCUUUCCUCUGGGGGAUGAAUAAGCUGAGACAAGAAGAGAGAGAGGUACACCCCUCUCCUCCCUUUUGCUAACACAAGAAACACUGUUGCAGUUGAUGUUUCUUUUUUAAAAUAUAACUUGUUUAUUGAAAGCAUGAGCGAGUCUGUGAGCGUAUUUAUCAAACUAACCACGUUUCCUUCAUGCAACACUUUAAUUUUCUUCCCUCACGUCAGGAGAGCUCAGCCAGUCAUGUCCCAGUGUGGCUGGUUGAGAAUCAGUGUGACUGUAUGUUAAAUAUUCAAAUAGGGCUGACACUAACUACUGUGACACAAACAUAACCAAUUAAUCUGCCAAAUAUUUUUUGUUAUUAAUCACUUGUUUUAUACAUGUCAGAAUCUGGUGAAAAACACUUUGCUUGUUUGGUCAGGUGACAGUCCAAAACCCAAAGAUAUUUAUUUUACUGUGAAAUAAAACAAAGAAAAGCUGAAACUCUUCCACCACGUAGAAAUCUAAAUCAAUUUUCAGGUGGUCUGGACUGACUGUACAGAAAUCAACCAGGUGGAAGAACAGACAUGUUGACAUAAAAUGGCCAUAGCUAGUAUUGAUAAGAAAUGUGGCUAUAGUAAUGACAAUGACUGGACCACAAUAUUUGUCAUAAUUCCCAUGAGGCUGACUAAUGUAAAGCAAAUCCUUGUUAUAAAAUAGUGAUAAACAACUGUCUCCUGUUUCUAGUGAUGUCAAAGACAUGUUGCCAUAGUGAUCUCCAGCCAGGAAGGAGUCUCCUGUGGUGUCAAGGCCACAUGGAGGAAACCACCAACACUAACACACUGAGGGAGAUAAAUAACACACCUUAGUAGGGGGAAAUACACUCAAACAGUAACUCAGGUGAAAAGCAACACAUUUCAGUGAAUCGUGGCUGCUCUCUAGUGGUUACACUACACCCUGAAAAUAAAGUGGCUGAACAAAAACAGUAACAACAACCCCUCUUAAGAGACAUCCUUUGGGAGUACACAGCAUUACAGCGUAUAAUGUUAUAUAUAGAGUGUUUGUCAUUCAGGUGUUUACAGUUCAUACUUGUAUGAAUGUACGAUGGGUGCAACAAGUGGGACUGUACAUAACUACAUUGGAACAAUGUUAUUUCAGGCUCAGAUUUAUAAGUUACAGAAACAUCUUCCAGCACAGUCCAGUCAAAGGUGUCACUCCCCGCAGCGCAGUAGUAUUGUUUCUCAGUAAUCAUUGAGCUAUACUUCCUCUUAUUUACAUCAACUCCAUUCUUCACUUCACUUGCUCGACCCUCAGUCUCCACAGGUGGCUGCUGUAGUAAGAAAAGUAGCAUCAGUUUGACACGCCUGUUGGGUCGCUGGCUGCCUCCGAAUGGUCCAGCGGGAGCACUUGCAAAUAUCACAGGAAGUAAUGUAAUAAUGCAAAACAAAACCAAAAUAUAUUGCUUUGACACAAUAAAAUACAUCCGGUUCUAAUAUGCUCCUUUCAAAUUAAGAGCACGAUAUAGUUUAAUAUAAUAAUAAUACUUUUCAAAAUAAAUGAACUGAAGAAAAUUUGACAUGACUCGAGCAGAAAUGUAAUGUUUCUCCAUAAUCA